UGGGUAGGUCCAGGGCAGGGCGGGGUCAUCCCGCAGUCCAGCACUCCCGGAUGGGCGCCAGGGCAGGCGCAGACCCGAAGCGGGCCAGGCUCAUGGCUGUGCGGCCGUUGUUGCUGCUGUUGUCUCUCCGACUCCAGGCUGCCUCCUCCCCUAGUCCCUCGCAGCCCCCAGGAAACGCAGAUGAGCUCACAGGGGAACCGGAGGACCUGGAGCCUAUAGCCAGCGGGCUCUGGGGCUAUGUGGGCGGGGCCCAGGGCGGCCGCGAAGAUGACAUCACCCAAGUGUGCGGGAAGCCCAAGGUGAUAGGGAAGGUGUAUGGUGGCCAUGAUUCGGUGAAUGGCCAGUGGCCAUGGCAGGCCAGCCUGCUCUACCUGGGCCAGCAUCUCUGCGGAGCUGUCCUCAUUGACGCCCUCUGGCUACUUUCCACAGCCCACUGCUUUCUCAACAAAUCCCAGGCACCACAGGACUAUGAGGUCCUCCUGGGGAACACCCAGCUGUACCAGCACACCCAGCACACCCAGAAGAUGCUCGUGAACCAGAUUAUCACCCAUCCAGACUUUGAGAAGCUCUAUGUCUUCGGGAGUGACAUUGCCAUGUUGCAGCUGCACCUGCCUGUGAACUUCACACCCUAUGUGGUUCCUGUCUGCCUCCCACAUGCAGACAUGCAGCUGCCCAGUCAAACGUCCUGUUGGAUAACUGGCUGGGGAAGGCUCUCCGAGAAGAAGCCAUUGUUACCGCCCUACUCUCUCCAGGAAGCUAAGGUGAGUCUUAUGAAUAGCACGAUCUGCAAUACCUUCUAUGGGCAAACACCUGGAGAAGGCAGGAACUACUCUGUGCAGGAGGAGAUGCUGUGUGGGGGGGACUUCUCAACAGGAAAGGCCAUCUGCCAAGGCGAUUCUGGGGGUCCUCUUGUCUGCUCUGGCCCCAAUGCCUGGGUCCUGGUGGGACUGGCCAGCUGGGGCCUGGACUGCAGGCAUCCUAUCUACCCCAGCAUCUUCACCAGGGUUGCCUACUUCAUUGACUGGAUCAGUAAAGUCAGGAAGCAGAGUUCUCUGCCAGACCCGCCUCCCACAGACUUUCCAUCCCGGCCUCUGAGAGCUUCCGGCUGCCCCGGGCCCUGGAACACGCUCAUGUGCACACAGACCUGGCUCCUUCUGCCAUUUAUCCUCAUGGUACAGCAGCAGGUCCCUGGGUGACUGUCAGGGCCCUACAUAUUUCCUCUGCCCAGGCCCCCGGCCUCUUGCUGCAGCUUCUCUCACUCAAGUCCACUGUUGAUCUAAACAGCUCCUUUCCUCAGCUUCCCUGCCCAUCAUCUGCCACUCCCAAAGCCAAGUUCAGCAAACCAGCCCAAAUAAAAGACUCAUCCUCCUGUU
This is a messenger RNA of Marmota monax (woodchuck), 1373 nucleotides long. Its product is annotated as putative serine protease 47. Gene Ontology annotation, biological process: proteolysis. Lineage: Eukaryota; Metazoa; Chordata; Mammalia; Rodentia; Sciuridae. The transcript is spliced from 6 exons. Gene Ontology annotation, molecular function: serine-type endopeptidase activity. The coding region runs from base 51 to 1196 and encodes 381 amino acids. The record is from RefSeq and is a predicted model, not a curated record.